This is a messenger RNA of Cladocopium goreaui, 2808 nucleotides long. Lineage: Eukaryota; Dinophyceae; Suessiales; Symbiodiniaceae. The record is from the annotation of a GenBank genome assembly.
AUGGCUGUGGCACAAGCAGGGGCUCCCAGCGGUUGGUUCUGGGCAAGUGCAAACUCAGUGCAACCGAGUGGAGAUGGAGAUGUGAAGCAGCGCAUUGAGCCCAAGGUGUUGGCUGCCUUAGUGAAUCGUUUCACCGCGGAGACUGCGGAGUUUCUGACGGCCUUUGCCACCCAAGCGGAGGCCACUGGAAUUGAUCUCGGCUGGGAGGCAAAACUCUUGCAGCUGUCCCAACGCUUGGAACGCCUCGAGAGGUCGGGGGCGAAGGGAGGUGGGAUGCCGUUGAGGCAGGAGGGGUUUUCCUUUCUCGAUAACUCUGUGUCGCCCAAGUGUCCUGGCACAUGCGUGGUGGGCGAGGGUCAGCCCUUUGCAGAGGUCUCCUACAAGCGCCACACGCACCAAGUGCUGCGAUGGCCUUGCCAUUCCUUUCCCUUCGAGCUGAGCUCUGGGAAGCUGGAGAUCCAGAUCUACCUGGCUGAGGAUGAGUUGGCUUUCCAACAGCAGUACCGAAAACCUGCCGGUAGCUGUUUCUUAAACCUGGAGACACUACCAGCUGUGCAAGGCUUGCAGGAGCUUCGCUUGCCUUUGGAGGCCAGCCCAUCGCGCAGCCGGCUGUGGCCGGCGCUGCCGCCGACCUCGCUGCCGCGAGGCGUGGUGGUCACCAGCCUUCGAGUGCUGCUGCAGCGCCGGGAGAAGCUGGCAGCCGUGGUGUGGGCGCUGUCGGUGGGGGAGACGGACUUUGCCAAGGUCUUUGAGCCGCCCAGCGAAGAAGCGCCGGAUCUGCUGGCGAAUCGCUGGAGGGCCAAAUACGAGAAGCAGAAAGGGGUGGUGGAAGGCUUGCAGAGGGAGCAUGAAGCAGCCCUACAGAAGAUGGACGACCGCGUGCAGCUCUACAAAGUUCAGGUCGCAGCGACUAUGGAGCUGUGUGGCAAGAUUGUUUGGCAGCAGAUGGCACAUGUCGCCCUGCGAGCAUGGGCCGGAUGGGUGGCAGAUGAAAAGAACCAGCGGCAGUUCGACCAGUUGAGCGAAGAUGCUCGGCUGUUCCACCUGCAAAGUAGCCAGCAGAAGAAGGAACAAACGCAGCAGUUGCGGCAGCUGGAACAAGAGAAGGAGGACGCCACGCAGCGGGAAACGACCUCGCAGCUGCGCUGGGCCAGGUGCCUCGAGCGCUGGGCCGUGGCGCUGGAGGCGGAGGGCUCCGAGGCCUUCGUGGCCUUCGUGGCCUGGAAGCGCCGCUGGUGCCAUCUGCGACAGGUCCAGAGGAUGGAGCAGCUGGUUGCAAUGAGAGGAACGGAUUUGUUGCAGCAAAUUGUUCUGGCCGCCUGGCACGGCACGCUGGGCUCCCAUGCCCUGCAGUUGGCCGCGGAGCGCCUGGAGCGCCUGGACGACAGGGUGGCGCAGCGCGAGCUGCGGCGCCGCGCGGCGCGGGAAGUCGCGGGAGCGGCGCCACGGCCGUGGCAGGUGGAGGCGGCGCUGCAGAUGUGGAUCUUGGUUGUGAGGAGCAAGCAGAAUAACAGCUUGGUGGCCAAUAUGGUCGACUUCACAGCCAAAAGGGUCUACAUGGCAGCUGGCUUGUUGUCGUUGUGUUUCUGUCGUUGGCACGCCUCCAUUUCGCGCUUCGAUCUGCGGGUGCACUCGGCUCGGGAGGCGCAGCUUGAGGCACUGCGGCGGCAGCGGCAGCUGAUGACGAAGGUCAUGGGGGCCGUGCCCUGCCGAGUGCUGCCAACCUGCAUGGCAAAAUUCGCCUUCUGCUGUUGGCAGGACGUGACGCAGCAGACGAAGGUCCAGCAACGGCUGGAGCUGCAGCACUCCCAGCGCGAGAGCGCCGAGACGCAGCUGACGACGGAUCGGAAGGAGAUGCAACGCCUGCAGGUGGCAGCUGCCCAGGAGGAGGACGGCUGGCAGACGGAGCGUGCCGAGUUGCUGGAGCGGCUGCAACACCUGCAGUCCAGGCAAAGCGAGGCGGAGACCCAGCUCCAGAAAGCCAGAAACCGGAGAUUGGCCGUAGCGGCUUGGCAUGGCACUUGGGUGGUUUCUGUCCAAAGAUGGCCAACAUUUGCAGCUGAUAACAGGGGCCUGGAGCAUUACCAAGAGCAACUCAACAGGAAGCGCGACAGGUGCCUGGGUCCCCUGGGUCUUUUCUGGGAAGCUAAGCAUCCGAUGUUCUGCUGCUGCGCCGCUGAGCCUCCAAAUGCUACGGAGGUGAAAUAUGGAGACACCGAGGAGAAGCUACGAGAGACCGCCACGUUGGUUAAGACGGCGCCCGCCAUGACCAGCGAAUUUAUCGCCGAUGUCUUUGAGGUUCGCUUGAAAGACGGCAUGCACGGCAUUGUCAUCGACGUCACCGAUCCAGAAUGCACCAUCGUGAAGAACAUUCGCGAGGGUACAGUCAGCGAUUGGAACUCCACGUGUCCCGAGGGAAAGAACGUCAAGGAGUUCGACCGCAUUUUGGAGGUGAACGGUGUGCGCGGCAGCAGUGUGGAGUUAGCGAAGGCUUUAGGCAGCGGAACUGAGGGACCAAUGGUGCUGUCCCUGCAGCGACCUGAGCAACGAGUGGUGACGUUGCAACGCCCCGGUGAAAUUGGAGUGGUGUUGAACUACAAGAAGUUGGGAUCAAAAGCCCCAUGGAUCACCAAGAUCAGUGCUGGACUCUUGACCAGGUGGAACGAGGACACGCCUGAACAGGCCGUAGGCAUCCAUGACCGCAUCCGCGCCGUGAACGGCGCCAGCGGCACGCCGGAGGAGUUGAUGGCUGGAAUCAAGGAUGCUGCGGAGACGCUCGAGCUGACCGUGCUGCACUACGGCUUUUGA